Molecule: messenger RNA, 3052 nt
Organism: Mya arenaria
Lineage: Eukaryota; Metazoa; Mollusca; Bivalvia; Myida; Myidae
Product: alpha-N-acetylgalactosaminidase-like
Exons: 9
Coding region: 16-1335 (439 amino acids)
Biological process (GO): oligosaccharide metabolic process; glycosylceramide catabolic process; glycoside catabolic process
Cellular component (GO): cytoplasm
Molecular function (GO): alpha-galactosidase activity
Source: RefSeq, a predicted model, not a curated record
AAGGCACAACCCCGAAUGUCGGGAUCGUUGAACACGCUUCUAAGUCCCUGCCAGAUUCCGGCCUCAAAGUCAGUCACAAACGUCUGGACCUGGGUUGAUGGCAGAAUACGGACGAUGAUUUCUGUGGUGGCGCUUGUUGUCUGUCUAGCUGGCUUGGUGUGGUCACUGGACAAUGGACUGGCGCGAACUCCUCCAAUGGGCUGGUUAUCAUGGCAAAGAUACAGGUGCAACACAGACUGUGUCCAAUAUCCAGACGACUGUAUCAGUGAAAAGCUGUAUAUGAGGAUGGCAGACCUGUUGGUAUCUGAGGGUUACAGAGAUCUGGGAUACAAGUAUGUGAACAUUGAUGACUGCUGGAUGUCCCGCAACAGGUCAAAAGAUGGCUCCCUCCAACCAGACCCUGUCAGGUUCCCUAAUGGGAUCAAAUCAUUGGCUAACUAUGUUCACUUGAAAGGUUUGAAGCUAGGAAUAUAUGAGGAUUUUGGAACAAAAACAUGCGGUGGUUACCCUGGUAGCAAGUUCUACCUGCAGCAGGAUGCCGAGACAUUUGCUGCCUGGGGAAUUGACAUGGUGAAGCUAGAUGGCUGCUACACAGAUGUCUCCGACAUGGACGAGGGUUAUCCAAUUAUGGGAUUCUACCUGAACCAGACUGGUCGCCCCAUGCUGUACUCCUGCAGUUGGCCUGCAUACAUCAAACAGAAAGAUUUUGCUCUUUACCAGAAGAUAGCUAAAUACUGCAACAUCUGGCGUAACUAUAACGAUAUUGGUGACUCCUGGGAUGAUGUGUCAGGGAUUAUCGAGUACUAUGGCAAAGACGGGGGAAACUUCAGCAAGGUUGCUGGUCCGGGGAACUUUAAUGACCCGGAUAUGAUAAUAUUGGGAGAUUAUGGGUUGAGUUACGACCAGCAGCGUGUACAGAUGGCCAUGUGGGCCAUUAUGGCAUCCCCACUCCUCAUGUCUAACAAUCUGGAAACAGUGAAGCCUGAGUCAAAGGCCCUCCUACAGAACAGGCGUAUCAUCGCCAUCAACCAGGAUCCCCUCGGCAUUCAGGGAACCAGAAUCGUCAAGAUGAAUGGGUUAGAGAUUUGGGUCAAGCCUCUUGCCCCAAAAGGAAAGUCCAUAGCCUUCGCCUUUCUCAAUCUUAACCACGGUGGUGGACCAUCCAAGGUAAGCUAUCCACUUAAUAAGCUAGGUGCAAUGUCCCCACAGGGUUACAAUGUGACAGACGGGUUCACAGGCAAGCUGAUUGGUACAUACAAGUCCAAGGACAAGGUCACUGUAAUGGUGAACCCAACAGGCAUUUUUCUUGGUGUGGCAAACUUUCUCGGACAGUGAAAUGUUAAACAGUGUGCAUCCUAGUGUGAGUGUGAAGUAUAUGCUGUGUAUGAGAGUUUGUCAUGUAUGUCAGCACAAUGUUCAAAACAUUCCAAUAGCUUUUUCUCAUAUUACAUUUGUAUAAGGUGCAUUCUAACAUACACCAUGUUUUCAUAUUGUGACUGUAUGUGUUUGUUUUAUUUCAGUGUCUCUUCAUUGCUUGUUUAUAGCUUUAAAGCACAAUUUUAAACGAGUAUAGAUCUGUUAAAGCUUUAUGCCAAGUACAUGUACCUAUCACAAUGCAGAUACAUGUACAUCAAUUGUUCAGUUUAUCACAGUAUUUAACAUAGUUACAAUACAUCAUGCAAUAUUUCAGCACACUUGUCAGUAUUAUUUGAUGUUGAAAUAUAAAAUGAAGAUCUGAGGGAUAUUGCUUCCAGAAUCCUAGGACUAGGCUAGGAGUGACUUCAGAACUAGGAGAGAGUAGUCAUACACUGUUAAAAAUCCCUUCUAGGCUCAAAAUUGCUCUAAGUCUUCUUUUUUAAUCAACACACAGAAGACCAACAUCUACAACAGAUUAGAACAUGUAUAUUAUUGCAUACUUUAUUAUCAAAAUUGAAAGGCCACAAAAUAUAUAGUGUUAAAUAAUGUGAAUGUUUUAUAUAACUUAUGUGCCAUAUUGUUACAGUACUUGAGAUCUUUGUCCCUUGCAUUUUUAUAAACUAUUUUGUUUCAUUUGAAACUUAUAUUACUGGAGCAGAAACUCAAAUAUUGACGGCAACUGUUAUUGUUUAAAAAAAUAACAUAUACAUGUACGGUACAUCAAACAUGUAUUAAAUUUCCCUCUGUAUACCCAAUGCAGGUUGUAUUUUUUCUUUUCUUCCUGAAUCAUCUUGUUCAUGUAUGAUUUUAUAAACUAUAAGAUCACAAUUGCACUAAAAUGCAGAAUUGUAUUGACAUUAUUUUUUUUUUUGGGGGGGGGGUCUUCCCCAAAGCGAACUGGGUGUAUUAUUAAAUAAAUCUAAUCCAAUUUUAAACCCUUCUAUCAUUCAGUUGGGUUCGUUUAUCUUAUUUAAAGCUUCAAUUGUACAAGAUGGCCUUUUAUUACCGGUAUGCCUUCUAUCCUAUUUGCUAUUAGCAAAGCAUCUGAAUUUGAUACGUGCAGCUUGUACAUGUAUUUUAACUUUUUCAUAUUUAAUAGUUUGUAAAAAGUAUAACUGAUGCUUUGAAAUUUAUUGGUGCUGGAUUUGUACAGUUGAUGUUCUUUUGUUUGCUACAGGCUUUUUUAUUUGUUUCAGUACAAAAUAUAUUGGGUUACAGUAAUACUUUGCAGUAGUAAUAUUUUGAAAGCAAAUAAAAAGGGUUACUAAACAACUUAGCUUAUUGAUUUUACUUGGUGGUACAUUAUCAUACCAUUGUUAUAUAGAGGGUGGCUGUUGACAUCUUGCUAUACAUGUUUCCGGUCUUGUCUUCACCAUAUUCUGCUAAAUACUCAUACUAUGUUACAUGUCUCUGUCUUUCAUUAUACUUACAAAAAAUAAAGCUAUAUAUUUUAUUUGACUGCAAAAAUUCUUUAAGCCUCAUAUGCUGAUAUUGAUAUAUAUUGUGAUGAUUUACUGUGAAAAUAAUAUAAUACAUGCAUUGUUAUCCUGUUUUGAAUUAUUUGUAUAUUCAAUGUUGAAUUUCUAACUUUCAUAUAGAUUCUAACACAAAUAAAAUAUCUUUCUUACAAAUUUAA